Acanthamoeba castellanii str. Neff is the source of this 1194-nucleotide messenger RNA. RefSeq lists its product as uncharacterized. Gene Ontology annotation, molecular function: protein binding. The transcript has 7 exons. NCBI's taxonomy places the organism in Eukaryota, Discosea, Longamoebia, Acanthamoebidae. The coding region runs from base 1 to 1194 and encodes 397 amino acids. The record is from RefSeq and is a predicted model, not a curated record.
AUGCCCGAGGCCGAAGAUGCCAAGACAACCGGCAAGGGCAAGAAGGUCGCCACGAGGAAGGGAAGUCUCGAGGGCGAAGGCCCCCCGCUGGGCGAUUUGAAGAAGAGCUUGCGCACCGGCAGCACGGCGGUGUCGGCCCUCUUGGGCGCCAUCACCGCCGGAUCGCAGGCGGGCGCUGCGGAUCGCGCCAAGUCUGCCGGCGCCUACCAGCUGUACAUAUGGGGCAAACUGGUCGCGCAGCAGCCCAAGAACACGGCCAUGAGCGUGUCGCUGAGCGGACCCUCGUUCAGCAUCGGCGGCAACUCUCGGUGCAGCCUCACCCUCUCCGAUCCGGGCAUCAGCAGCAGCGUGGUCUGCAAGCUGCAGAACUCGUUUACGACCGGAGUGGUGCAGAUCGAGGGCCAGACGAGCAGGGACAUCCUAUUUGUCAACCGCAAGCAACUCAAGAAGGGCGUCAAGCAGCCCAUCAAGACCGGAGAUGAGAUUUCGAUCAUCACCAAGCAGCAGACCUACUCCUUUACCUUCCAGAAAGUGCGCUCGCCGUCGAAGCUGUCGCCGACGCCCGGCCUGGGCGCGCUUCCCUCUCUGCCUUCGCUGUCGCUGCUGGCCGGCGGCGGUCACCCGCACCUGUCGGGUCUGGCGCCGUCGCACGGUCUGACGGGCUUCCCCUCGGCCUCUACCUCGCCCUCGGCCUCUACGUCCACCACUCCUUCGUCGUCGGCGAAUUCCUCCUCCUCCAGCUCAUCGUCGCAGGCCGCGUCUUCGUCCUCAUCUUCGUCGUCGGGAGGAGCGUCUGCCCAGCAGCCCGCCCCCGAGCCCGCGGAUGCAGCUGCCCACGAUAUCUUCACGCUGGGCAACCUGCCCAUGGCGUUCUCGAUGCACCGCGGCUCCGAUCUCAGGAGAAGGGCCGCUGCGCGCAACAACAAACGCCCGAACAGAAUCCUUACGGUCAAGGGUGGCGAGAUCUUUGGCGAUCACUCGCCGCUGGGCCACCCGCGUUCGCUCAUUCUCUCUGCGGGAUUCGGCGGCGAUGCCCCGGCGUCCAGCGCCAGCACGGCCCAGCCAUCGGCCGCGGCCGUUGCCCAGAAGAAGGCGUGCAAGGAGGACCUCGCCAAGAACUUCUUCAAGUGGCAGGACAUCACCACCACCUUCGAAGAGUUCCCCUAUUUCGUCGAUGCAACGGAGCAGGCCUAA